UCGCAUCUUCAAGAGUACAUCUAGGCGAGCCUUUAGUUGCCAGUGUUUACUGGGAACUGUAUCUACGAGUUCCCUCGACAACUAACUCCGCAUGUUCCGGAGUGAGACAGUACUCUUGAGUGUUUGGACAAAGCCUGAGUCUACGUACAAGGUCAAGACACUUCAUGGCAUCCUUUGUGUAUCAGUUGACGGCACAGGUUUUGCGGAGCCAUUGAGCUCUGCAAGCAUUCUCACAUGCCAGUGGUGGUCUAGUGUCCGGUUUGUCUUAUUCGUCUCCGAGGAACAAAGAUUACACUGGAAGUACAAUAAAUCCUCGUCCUCCUUUUCCGUGACCGGCUCAAACAUUCUGGCAUGGAGCUGUAUGAAUUCAGUUCAGACUAUUGGUGUCUGGGACCAUGGGUCCGAGAGGUCUUCGAGAGGUUCGACCUGGACUGCAUGGUUAUAGCUAGCUUGGAUCAGAAUAUCAGUCAUGAACGUUUCCCCUACGCCAUGUAUAACAACACGUUGGGUAUACACCAAGUUGUACAUCCUCACCAAUUAAGUGAUCAUCCAUCAUUUGUUAUACCCAUCUCUUCAGCAUCGAAUCCUUCCAUGCAGUCUUCUGGUAGUACCUCUCCCAGUGUGAAAGCGUUUGUUCCGAUGAACAUUCCGCAGUAUAACAGAGAUGGCUCCUCGACUGUUAUGUUCCAGGUGAAUACAGAAAAGAAUAGUCUAUGUGUUCCUUUGGAGGAGUGUCUUCAGCCCGGCGGUGGACCGCACUUGAAAGACGCCCACGAAAUUAUGUUCCCGACAGUCGAUCGUACUCAGGUCCAGACUUUCAAACUCGUCAUAGCUUGGCCCGGAUAUGAUACAGUGGAGUACCCGAUCGACAUCGGGACGAACGAAAUGCCCAUCACAAGGGCUGAUCUCGCGCGUCAAAUUGCGUAUCACUUUUUUGGCUUUUGCAUCCAAUGUGAUAAUGGCCAUUUCAUUCAAAGCUCGCACUUGCAGUGGAAAAUCGGAGGGCGAGACGGGUAUUCGUUUCAUCAGAUCCACCUGUCAACAUUCUGGAAUAUCGAAGGCACCUCUUGGGCAGCCUCCGUCAGAGUCCUGGAAAAUGCCUAGUACCUGCUGCACAUGUCAACUUGUCCUCCCCGCAAAUUUUGUAUACCCUCAUUGCAUCUGAAUAUUAUAACACAUACCUGACCAUCGUCUAGUGUAUAUAUUGUACCCCGAGCACUAUGCACGAGAACUAAACUGAAACACUGCUACACGUCAC
Messenger RNA from Suillus bovinus, 1258 nucleotides. RefSeq lists its product as uncharacterized. Lineage: Eukaryota; Fungi; Basidiomycota; Agaricomycetes; Boletales; Suillaceae. The coding region runs from base 352 to 1104 and encodes 250 amino acids. The record is from RefSeq and is a predicted model, not a curated record. The transcript has 5 exons.